This is a messenger RNA of Ixodes scapularis (black-legged tick), 873 nucleotides long. RefSeq lists its product as uncharacterized. The transcript has 6 exons. NCBI's taxonomy places the organism in Eukaryota, Metazoa, Arthropoda, Arachnida, Ixodida, Ixodidae. Bases 1 to 873 code for a protein of 290 amino acids. The record is from RefSeq and is a predicted model, not a curated record.
AUGAGUUUAUUAUAUGUUCGUUUGUUUUUUCUCGUAUUAGACCACCUCGGAUUCCGUCCUUUUCGGGCACUGACAGACGUCAAGAAGCGUUACCUGUCCCUGUCGUGGACCUUGGCGCCAUGGCAGGAUGCAGACAUCUUGGCGGCCCUCCUGGAUUUCAUAGGCAGCUAUCAUCUGACAGGCAUAGAACUCAGGCUGAACAACAUCAAGCAGGCGUACAAGUUUAUCGCCUUCUGCGAGACCUUUGUGUCAAAGGCCCCAGCGGAAGACAGCCUCAUGAUCAGAGUGGACAAGGCGGUGGACAUGACCGAGGACCUGCUCGGAAAACUGUCCCGGUUGUCCACGUUCCUCAUCCUUGAGACACAGGGGGCCCGCAUGGGGGCGCUUCAUACCUUACGGUUUCCCAACCCGUACCAACCAUACAACGGCUCCCACAGGCGAGACGUCUAUCUGAGAUAUCGGCUGUGGAAUGUGCAAGCCUGGAAGACGCGACUGCGCGCGGACAACGUUUGCUUCAGCAUCUCCCUGACGGUCAUCAAGGGUCUCAAAGGAGCCAGACCUGGACUCCUGGGUUACUCCUACACAAACCUCAAAGAGGCUUGUCGAUUGCACAAGAUUCAGACGGGAGUCGAGUGGAUGGCCCUGUCUCGCUACAAGCAGAACCGAACGGUAUUCUACGGAUACGACAAUAAGAAAACCAUCACCAAAAAGUUGUGGCGGGUGUCCCACGAGUUCCCGAACUACUGCGUUUCGGUGUACGACGUGGAGAAUGACGACUUCGAAGGCUUCUGCCCCAACAAGAGCACGCCGCUGUUGAGAAUCAUCAGAAAACUCGUCACACCGAUUACGCACUCGAGAUUCAUGUUGAUCUGA